Molecule: messenger RNA, 558 nt
Organism: Limulus polyphemus (Atlantic horseshoe crab)
Lineage: Eukaryota; Metazoa; Arthropoda; Merostomata; Xiphosura; Limulidae
Product: zinc finger protein 16-like
Exons: 3
Coding region: 1-558 (185 amino acids)
Biological process (GO): regulation of transcription by RNA polymerase II
Molecular function (GO): DNA-binding transcription factor activity, RNA polymerase II-specific; RNA polymerase II cis-regulatory region sequence-specific DNA binding
Source: RefSeq, a predicted model, not a curated record
AUGGUUGUAAUUAAGGUGGUCAAGAACAAACUUCUCAAACUGAAAACAGAGCAGCCUAGUGAUCUACCACAAGAUGAGGUUAUUUCAAAGUUCAGUUACAGCAGUGGUGAUGGUUUGAAUAGUUCAAAGAAUCGUGUUUUGAAUGUGAAAACAAAAACUGAUUUCAAAGAACAUUUACAACAAAUUGAACUUAGGUUGGAAAGUACUUCUGAUAUAAACACCUGUGUGAACACCUGUUAUGGAAGUCUGUUUUCUGGUUAUGGUGUCUUAAGAAAAGAAGAUUCCUUAAAAGAAGUCACAAAACCCAACAGUGAUGUUUGUGGAGAAACAAAUUUCAAUGAAAAUAACCUAAAAGAAUUUAAUAUAUAUCAGGAUGGUGGUAAACCAUACAAUCAGGUAAUCUGUGGACAAGAUUUUGGAACAGUGGAUACCAUAAUACAACAAAAGAAGAUACACACUGGAGAGAAAUCAUAUACUUAUGUGGUUUGUGGGAGAACUUUUAAAAGAAAUAGUCCCAUCAAAGAACACGCACUGGGGAGACAAUUUAUAGUUGUUUAG